Coffea eugenioides is the source of this 1660-nucleotide messenger RNA. Its product is annotated as protein PAM71-homolog, chloroplastic. Gene Ontology annotation, cellular component: Golgi apparatus; chloroplast. Bases 197 to 1303 code for a protein of 368 amino acids. Lineage: Eukaryota; Viridiplantae; Streptophyta; Magnoliopsida; Gentianales; Rubiaceae. The record is from RefSeq and is a predicted model, not a curated record. The transcript has 11 exons. Gene Ontology annotation, biological process: Golgi calcium ion homeostasis; Golgi calcium ion transport; calcium ion transmembrane transport. Gene Ontology annotation, molecular function: manganese ion transmembrane transporter activity; calcium ion transmembrane transporter activity.
CCGCUCAAAUGCCCAAAUCUGAUAACAGUCUCUCAACUGUCAAUCCUGAGCUCCCCCAUCUCAACUCUUUUCACUCUUCCUUCACUGUUUUGUUACUGCCAAGUACCCCCAGUCUGCAUCCCAAGAAUCCUAACGGCUGCAACUGGAUAGGAUUUGAUAUGAAUUCCUAGAUAGAAAAUUUUGUGGUGAUUAGAAAAUGCAGGGCUUGGCUGUUCAGGUACCCCAAGUACUAGCAGCAUCCAAUAAAGGGACGAAUUAUAGGAAGAAAAGAAAGCUUCCCUUCAGCCCUUUUCUUGGUUCUUUGCCUUGUUCUCCAAGAGGGCUUAUUUCACCAGCUUCAUCGUCGUCGUCGUUACCUUCGCUAACACAAUGUAGGUGGAUAUCCAGAUCACUUGUAAGGCACAAGACAGUUACGACACAUGCAUCCAGUGUUGGCGUUGGAUCUGGUGGCUUUGAAGGGAGCCAGGAGAAUAACCAGAAUAUUUAUUCCUCUGGGCCUUCAAGUGAUAAUUCUUCUGAGAUUGAGAGGCGUCCUAAUCAAAUUCCUUAUCCUCUUGCUAUAGCUAUUGUACUAUGUGGAUGUGCUUUAGUAUUUUGCCUGAUUGCCUUCAUUAAAGGGAGCCCUUCAGCAGUAUUAUCAGCAAUAGCAAAGUCAGGCUUCACUGCUGCAUUCUCUUUGAUUUUUGUUUCAGAGAUUGGGGAUAAGACAUUUUUCAUUGCUGCACUAUUAGCGAUGCAGUAUGAGAAACUACUGGUCCUUCUAGGAUCGAUGGUUGCUUUGUCCCUUAUGACAGUCCUGUCAGUCAUUAUAGGACGGGUUUUUAAUUCAGUACCUGCUCAGUUUCAGACGACAAUUCCUAUAGGUGAAUAUGCUGCAGUAACACUUCUGAUGUUCUUUGGCCUCAAAUCAAUCAAAGAUGCGUGGGAUAUUCCAUCUGAUACUGCUAAAACUGGAGAAAAGAGCAGCAAUGAGCUUGGUGAAUUUGUCGAAGCCGAGGAGCUUGUAAAAGAAAAGGUGUCAAAACGGCUUACUAAUCCUCUUGAAAUUUUGUGGAAAUCAUUCAGCCUUGUAUUUUUAGCUGAAUGGGGAGAUCGCUCUAUGCUUGCAACAAUAGCUUUAGGGGCAGCGCAGUCUCCUUGGGGUGUGGCAAUUGGAGCCAUUGUCGGACACCUAGUUGCCACGACUCUUGCCAUACUGGGAGGUGCAUUUCUGGCCAACUACAUCUCUGAGAAGCUGGUUGGGUACUUGGGUGGAGCUUUGUUCAUUGUCUUUGCUGUUGCCACAUUUUUUGGAGUCUUUUAGUGAAGCACUACAUCAUCGACGAAGAGAGAUUGUUUCAUACAGCCUCGAGGAUCAAAAUCAAUAGUGACAAUUGUUUUGGAGAGAACCCCACAAGACCACCAGUUGCUCAUGGACGAGGCCUGUGGGUGCUCCAUUCAUUAGCUUAUAGGUUUAAAAUUUGGCCAACGGAAAUGAGUUACUAUUGUACAAUAAUGUACUAUUUUUUUGUAUAUUAGAUUAGAGGAUCCUCUGAGCGUGUAGAGAAUUACCUGUAGACGCCAGUGAAACAUGCAGCAAUGACUGCUAAUUGCAGUUCCAAGAAUAAGUAUUUGGUUCAUGAUUGGCAAAUGCAUGCCAGAAUGGUAGUGUAGAGAAAUA